This is a messenger RNA of Micromonas commoda, 1001 nucleotides long. RefSeq lists its product with no specific name. Gene Ontology annotation, biological process: protein polyubiquitination. The transcript is spliced from 2 exons. NCBI's taxonomy places the organism in Eukaryota, Viridiplantae, Chlorophyta, Mamiellophyceae, Mamiellales, Mamiellaceae. Bases 66 to 749 code for a protein of 227 amino acids. The record is from RefSeq and is a predicted model, not a curated record. Gene Ontology annotation, molecular function: ubiquitin protein ligase activity; metal ion binding.
CGCGACGACGCGACGACGCGAGAUUCGAAACGCGGGGGGUUUGAGCGAGGAGAGAGGGUACGAAGAUGAGCCGUGAGAUCUGCAAGUACUACAUGCACGGGGCGUGCAACAAGGGCGCCGCGUGCCGGUUCAGCCACGACAUUCAAGCGCCCAAGUCGACGGUGUGCACCUACUACCUCGCGGGCAACUGCUCGUACGGGGAUAAGUGCAGGUACGAUCACGUGCGACCCGCGGGAAUCCAGGGCCCACCCGCGGGCCUGAACCGACCGGCGCCGCCCAUGACCGUGCCCCGCCCCAACGUGGGAGGCAACAUCAGCGCGGGCGCGCGAGAGUUCGUCCCCCUGAACGCCAUGAUGGGAGGCAUGAGCGUCGGAGGGGCCAGGCCCUAUCACCCUUCCGCGCAGGCUCCCGCGUGGCAGCCGGCGCCCCCCGGGGGCGCGUACCCUCCACAGGGCGGCGGCGACGAGCAGGAUGACUGGGGAUACGAGGACGAGGACGGCAACUGGGUGUCCUUCAACGAGGGUUCCGGCAAGGAGGAGGUCGAGUUUCUCAAGAGCCAGCUGCCGAGCGAGGACGACUUUCUCGACGGCCUGGGCGCGGACACCGGGCCUCACCGCGAGGAACAGGACGGCGGCGGCGACGAGUGGGGUUACUACGACGACGCCGGCAACUGGGUCGGAUUCGGCGGAGAGGUUGAUUCUUAUCUGCACGCGCAGCAGGGAGGAGCAUACGGCGGACAGGUCAGAUGAGCGCCGUCUCGCGCCUAACCCAAACGACACUCGUCCGCGGCUGUUGUACCACUUGACACGAUUCGUUUCAAAAACCAUUAUUUUUCUCCACCCGAAACUUCAACGUCAAAGAGGCCGUCGACUGGACGAGUUCCUUUCGGGGGCCUCCGUGACGUCUGGCUGGGGCAAUAAGACGCGAGCGAGAACCACCCGUUCGUGCCCCCUAGCUAGAAGUGUACACCACACAUUUGUAAUCCAUGAAACCCUUCUAUG